CAACUGACAAGAAAUAGUUCUAUUGAUUGAAAAUUCCAUUUUCUUUCUAACAAUGACUAUAGUUACUAAGUUGAAUUAAAUUCUAUUUAGAUUGCUCUGCUUGCAUUAAAUCCUGACCAAUGUGACUUGGCGCCUCUGCUAGAACAAAAUAAAUAAUUUCGUCUGCUACUUUAUAGGUUACGUGAAUCCGAUUUGUUGUGGGAGUUGUCAUGUUAGUUCGUUCUUUGCGAGUUUUUGGGUUGUAUCAUCCAGCACAAUCUUUUUCAGGAUCAAAAACCAUGGCCACUAUUCCGGUCAAAAAUGGUAACCCAAUGGAAUUGUUGAUUCGUGAUAAACUCGUGAGGCAGUUUUCACCGGUACACUUGGACAUAAUAAACGAAUCUUACAUGCAUAACGUACCAAAAGGAAGUGAAACUCAUUUCAAAGUUGUAGUUGUUUCAGACAAGUUUGAAAACACCUCAUUGUUACAGAGGCAUAGGUUAGUCAAUGAAAUACUGCAGAAUGAGUUGAAAAAUGGAGUUCAUGCCUUGUCAAUUGUUGCAAAAACACCUUCACAGUGGGAAGACUCUUCGAAAGUAACUGAAAAAAGCCCAGCUUGUAAAGGUGGCUUUGGCAGAUGAUUUCAUAUUCCUUGGCAUUUGUACAGUGUUCUCAAGAUAUUUUGAUUAGUAAACAUCCAUUGGUCUUGGUUUUUCUUA
Messenger RNA from Daphnia magna, 698 nucleotides. RefSeq names its product bolA-like protein DDB_G0274169. The record is from RefSeq and is a predicted model, not a curated record. Lineage: Eukaryota; Metazoa; Arthropoda; Branchiopoda; Diplostraca; Daphniidae. Gene Ontology annotation, cellular component: mitochondrion. Bases 210 to 620 code for a protein of 136 amino acids. The transcript is spliced from 4 exons.